Molecule: messenger RNA, 2565 nt
Organism: Hyalella azteca
Lineage: Eukaryota; Metazoa; Arthropoda; Malacostraca; Amphipoda; Hyalellidae
Gene: Pus1
Product: tRNA pseudouridine synthase A-like
Exons: 8
Coding region: 273-2129 (618 amino acids)
Biological process (GO): tRNA pseudouridine synthesis; mRNA pseudouridine synthesis
Cellular component (GO): nucleus
Molecular function (GO): pseudouridine synthase activity; RNA binding
Source: RefSeq, a predicted model, not a curated record
AUAUUCCCCCAGGCAUCUGCUGCAGUUCAUUUUCACUGCUUGUGGUCAACUGUAACAGGCUUCCCAAGUUUUCAACAUUAUCAAAGUUCAAUCAACUCCUGAAGCCUAGUCCUCCCACAGCCACACAUUUUAACAAUACUUUCUUCAAAAUCUACUAUCAGGAAAGUCCAAUAUUUCAGCUGAAGUGUUCAGCUUCUAAGGCUUCAAUUAUUUCAGCUCAGUUCUGUGAGAGGAAGACAAUAUUUCCUGGAACUUUUUCAGCCUGUGUAGCAAUGAGUUCCACAAAGAGAGCACUAGAAGGAGGUAUGUCUCCUCCUUCUAAGAUCAGAUUAUGUCACACAGCUGCUCAAGAAAGUGUAAGUAAUUCUUUCGAUGCUGAAUCUUGCACUAGUAAUAAUGUUGAUGACUUGGAAGAAGGAAUUUCCAUGUCUGAAGGUGAUAGCAAAGAAGAGCUUGAAACUCCCAGCCAGACUACAAAAUUGGGUAAAAAGUUGAACACGGCAAGAAUGAUAAGGUAUAAAAUACAGGAAUUAGAAGCUGAGAAGGUCAAGCAAUCAUGUAAGAAUUUUGAUAAGUUACUUAAAGAUGGAAAUUACCUUGAGGAAUUGAAUUCUAUGGAUACUACAUUUGGAACUGAAGUUAGGUCAUCACAUGAAGCUGCAAGUGUCUUAGAGGUAAAACCUUGCCCUAUCACACCUGAAGAAGAAGAUGACCAAGAAGAUGGAAUGUAUGCUGCAAAGAAGAAGAAGAAGAUGUUUGCUGUGCUCAUUUCCUAUUCAGGCAAAGGAUUUUAUGGAUUACAGCACAACCCUCCCCAUCGUACCAUUGAGGGAGAACUGCUCAAGGGGAUGGUCAGUCUAGGGUUGCUCUCAGAAACUGAGUGUAACAAGCUCCAAGCCGUGAACUUCCAGAGAGCAGCACGCACUGAUAAGGGAGUUUCUGCUGCCAGACAAGUUGUCAGUGUCAAGCUCCCAAUAGGUGAUGGAGAUGAGAGCAAAGUCUUGGGUGAGCUCAACUCUCUGAUGCCUCCACAAAUUCGGCUCAUGGAUAUCAGAAGAGCAAUACGGAGCUUCAACAGCAAGAACUGGUGUGACUGUCGGACAUACUCAUAUCUGACUCCCACUUAUGCUUUUGCCCCAAUGGACCAAAUUGCCAGCGAGGAGUACCGCAUCUCUGAAGCCACCCUAGCUGAGGUGCGACAGCUCAUGUCUGAAUAUGUCGGCACACGCAAUUUUCAUAACUUCACCAUCAAGAAGAAAGCCACUGAAGCCAAUGCCUACCGUUUCAUCCAGCUUGUUGAAGUUGAUGACCCGUUUGUCAGGGAAGGAGUUCAGUGGGUCCUCAUCAGAAUUAAAGGUCAAAGUUUCAUGAUGCAUCAAAUUCGAAAAAUGAUUGGCCUUGUGAUGAGCAUCUGUCGUGGCCUGACGCCCACCUCGGUGCUGGCCAAGAGCUUCACCCACGACAAGAUCGAGACUCCCAAAGCUCCAGGGUUGGGGCUGGUGCUCGAGCAGCCCCAUUACGAUAGCUACAACAAGCGUUUUGGGGAAGAUGGCACCCACAAGCCCAUUGACUGGAGCGGAUUGGAAGACCAAGUAUCAAGUUUUCGGAAGAACUUCAUUGACCGAGACAUCAUCGAGACUGAAAUUGCAGAAAAGAGCAUGCUGGAAUUUCUUAGAAUUCUUCACAUGUAUUCCUUCACUGAUGGCGUUGGCUCCGGUAUCAGACGAGCAGAUGCAUUGCUCACGAGCUACUUGAACAAGCCUGAUGACCUCAACGAUGAAGAUGACGCUCAGGAUCAAAUUAAUGACGGCGCUGAGAGCUUGCCUGAUGGACAAAAGAAAAUAAAAAAGCACUUCAUCGCCAAAAGCAAGAAUUGUCUGGCCGAGGAUGAGGAAGAAUCUCUCGUAGGUGGCAAAACUAAUUUAAAAAAUGUUGCAUAUGAUGAAAACGGGGACUGUUCACAGUUUUUCGAAAAAUCUGAAAACUUAGAAGAUAACAAAUCCUAUAAGUCAGAACAUGUGAAGUCGAACACAGGCCCAGAGAGUUCUGUAUCUGAAUUGCCAGUGGUAAAUGAUACUGAUAAGUCGGUUAUGUCAAGUAGCAGCAAUCCAUCGAUGGAAAAUUCAUAACAAGCUAUCACUUUUUUCAGCUUGAAUUUGUAUUUGGCGCAUAUCGCGCCUUAUGGGUGAGAAAUGUCUAUGCCUGACUUGGAAUAUGAAGAAGCUACAUGAGAUAUUGGCUUUCGGUUGUAAUAAUUGAAAGAACUGAUCUUCCUCGAAACAUGAAAGAGUUGGUUAGGCUUUCGUAUUGGUGCAAAAAUUUUCAUUGGCAAACUUUAUGGAUGCUUUUUAUUUAUCUAUUUACUUAUUAUUGAAAUCGGCACGUCAAGAUUAUAAUCGCAGUCCUCAAUACCCUUCAAUAUCAGUGUUUUAUAUGUCAUUCCAUGUCAAGUGUACUGAUGCGUCCCUCUGACCAUCACCAAUUUCGAUGAAAAUUCUCACUUGUCUUUGUCAUGCACUUGGUGCUGUUGGUGGCAAAGCCUACUUGUUUGUAAUGCAGUGUCGC